Molecule: messenger RNA, 1368 nt
Organism: Ceraceosorus guamensis
Lineage: Eukaryota; Fungi; Basidiomycota; Exobasidiomycetes; Ceraceosorales; Ceraceosoraceae
Product: Pkinase-domain-containing protein
Exons: 5
Coding region: 1-1368 (455 amino acids)
Biological process (GO): protein phosphorylation; regulation of mitotic cell cycle
Cellular component (GO): nucleus
Molecular function (GO): ATP binding; cyclin-dependent protein serine/threonine kinase activity
Source: RefSeq, a predicted model, not a curated record
AUGUCUUCCAACUCAGCCACGCCAGCAUCAGGUCAAGCUUCUUCCAGCACCGACCCCCAACAAUCACGCACGACAUCUCCACCUCCACGCAAGCGCUCCAAAUGGGAAGCAACACCUUCGCCGGAUGCUUUGGAAAGAGCAGCCAACGAAGCUCGUGCCAAGGCUGCUUCCAAAGCGCUCAGAGCCAAGCAAAAGGCGGAGCGAAGAGCUGCUGAGAGGCAGCAGGAAGAACGACAGAGGCACAAUGGUGGCAGCGCUGAUGCCACUGAGGACCAAGGGCAGAGCGCAAAUGGUUCUGGAACGCCGCAAAGAAGAGCUGCAGCGCAGAGCUUGGACGAGCCUCGAAGCGCUGCUGCACGUCAGCAGGCACACCGGAAUGUCCACCCAGUGCCUCCGCGCAGUGCGUAUCCAGCCUUGCUGGGCUGCAGAUCGGUGAAUGUCUAUGAGCGAUUGAAUCACAUCGAAGAAGGCUCGUAUGGCGUGGUGUUCAGAGCGAGGGAUAAAGAGACCGGCGACGUUGUUGCUCUGAAGAAGCUCAAGAUGGACAAGGAAAAGAAUGGCUUCCCCAUCACAAGCUUGAGGGAGAUCAGGACGCUCAUGGAGUCCAGGCACGAGAAUGUGGUGCGGGUGAGGGAGAUUGUUGUGGGGGACACCUUGACCCAAGUCUACAUCGUCAUGGACUUCAUCGAACACGAUCUCAAAUCUCUACUCCAAUCGAUGAGGGUCCCCUUCCUCGCCUCGGAAAUAAAGACUCUCAUGCACCAACUCUUGAGCGCAAUGUCUUUGCUGCACAACAACUGGAUCAUCCAUAGGGAUUUAAAGACCAGCAACUUGCUCAUGAACAAUUCGGGUCAGAUCAAAUUGGCGGACUUUGGUCUGGCCCGGACUUUUGGCGAGCCUCGAAAGCCGAUGACUGAACUCGUCGUCACGCUCUGGUACCGCUCCCCAGAAUUGCUGCUUGGCGCUCCGCUAUACGGCACAGAGGUCGACAUGUGGUCUGUGGGCUGCAUCUUUGCAGAGCUCAUCCUCAAAGAACCCUUUCUACCCGGCAAAAAUGAGAAUGAGCAGCUGCUAAAGAUCUUCAAAUUGCUUGGCCAGCCCUCCGAGGAUGUCUGGCCAGGCUGGAGCCGUUUGCCAGGGGCGAAGAACAUGUCCAACGUGGCUCCUCUGUUCUCGUCACUGCGACAACACUUCAGAUACAGCACCGAGCAGACUUUGGAUCUGCUUGCUCGUUUCUUGACUUAUGAUCCUUCAAAGAGGAUAACGGCAGACGAAGCUUUGGCACAUCCUUAUUUCGACGAACCGCCUCGAGCUGCUCAUCCGUCCACCUUUGGCUCCUUUCCCAGCGUCGCUGCAGGCGAAAAGUAG